UGGGGGAGGAGGUUGAGAAACACUGAUCUAAAAUUACUGAUGAAAGCAGGCUCCCACCGAUGGGCUUUAUUAGUUGAGUUGUCCAUUCUGCAGGCAUUUUCUUAAGCAUUUGCUAUUCUUAAGCACUUAAAGGGUGCCAGGCGCCAGAGUUACCCAGGUGGAUGAGAGGAGGGAGACAGACGCAUAGACACCCCCCUUCGCUGACGCCCUGAGACAAGUGCAGGGGGAGGUGAGAGGAGGGAGCAGGAACUGGUCUGAUUCACCGUGGGGUGGGGGAGCUCCUGCCUUGUGCAUCUGAGCAGAGGUUUAUUCACUAGGGUGUAUCUGACACCCCACGCACGUGACUGCAGAGUCACUAUGGGGAGGCGCACCGGCAGCACGUCUCCAGGGAAAGUUUGGCGCUGCUGGAGAUGGGGGCCCAGGGCUGGGCACCGGCCAGGGCAGGCCAUCUUUCCUGGGUGGGUUUCUCAGGCACUGCCAGACUAGAGCUCUACCUGCAAAUCCUCUGGGUUUUGCAGCUCUGCAGAGGCACCUGCUGGGUUGGGAGGAGGAAAGGUGUGUUUGAAAGACAGGGAGCGAUGACCCCUGGGCAUUGCUGUCCUCAGUCAUUUUCUAAGCCGGCCCGUUCGGUGGGAAGAUGGGAAAGAUGCUGUUGUGGACACACGCCAGACUCCCAGGGAACUGUGGGUGGGCUUGAAAGGAGACAGCCUGGGUUCUCCUCCUCCCAGGGCUUGAGAACCCAGCCCAGGGCCUGAUGGGGGCAGAUCUGGGAGCCACUUUGAAUUCUCUGUGCCACACACACAGCCGGGCCCUGGCAAGAGGUGAGGGAGAUGCCCCAGGGAACAGAAGAGCAAAGAGAUGUGUCCUGGGAACAGGAACAAAGGAAUUUGCCCCCAGUAGGGUGUCUGGACUGUGCUGUCCUUUCUCCACAUCCGCUUUCCACAUACGUGAUGAAGAGUUAACAUUGACGUUGCCAGAGGUAUAGGGGUCUAGGAAUCCACUCUCGCUCGAUUCAUGCAGCCCAGAAAUGAGUCCCUGGGUGAAAAUGGUGGCCAGUGAAGCCUCUCCAAAUAGAAUUAAUAAAAAACAGGAGGCAAGAAAGAGUCUGGCUGUAAGCACUCAAUCACUGUUGGCCGUUUUUAUUGUCUAGCAGACUGUAUUUGAUUAACAAAAUCAGAACAUAAAGUGAAUUUGCUACAAAUAGGAUCUGAAUUGUGCCUAAGAUUGUCCCCUGCUCUAUGGUGGGUCUGCCUCACACCCACACCUCCCCAGGCAGGUGGCAGAUAGACCAUGCUCGCUCUCCUGGGGCGUCAUGUAAGCCUGUAUCCCCCUUCCUGCUGUCCUGAUGCUCCCCGCCGCUCCCCUAAACCUGAUCUGCUGCUUUAGCCUGUGUACCCAAAUUUUGGACCACAAGGAGGCCAAUAGAAAAGGAUCUUCUGUCUCCAGCCCCCAACACCUCCCGGCAGAAGGCAAAUGUGCAUGUGGCGUUGUUCUGCCAGCAGCAGAGCAGGGAGGCUCCAGAGGCAGCCUGUCUUCUUUUAUGGGGGCUGGGGGCACUGGCACCUUUUCUCACUUGGGGGCAGGUGAGGGAUGGCGGGGAGAGCCCAGCUCCCGGCACAUCACCUCCCCAGGGACUUGGGCCCCAGCUCACGGGAAGCAGGGCUGAAGUCCAAGAUGGUUAGAUUGUGGCGAGGAUGGAUGGCAGGUGGCUAAGAAAGACAGAUUCCCCAUGUGGGCACAGCAUCUCUCAGAGACCCAGCAUGCCAGGGCCGGGGCCAGGCUAAUGGCUGGAUCCAUUUUGAUUAACGUUUUAAUUGGGGAUUAAUGCAGCAGAAGCCGCCUCUGAGUCAACCCAGCCAGGAGCCCUAAUCCUGACAGAUGAAGCCACACUGGCAGAGAAACGCAGUGGGGCCUGGGACAGAGCUGCCUGGAGAGAGAGGGUGGGGUCCCCGAGACACCUGCUCGGAGUUAGGGAGUGACACGGGCUGAGAAGUCUGGUACAAGGGAAAGAAACCAAAGCCUGGGGAGCUCUGGAAAGAAACGCUUUUCUUUUGGGAAGUUGCCUUGGAGGCUGUGUUUCUCAUAUUAGCACAGAUAAUCGUGGCUGAAAGCAACACAAAUGUACUCUCUUAUGGUUUGGAGAGGUCAGAAGUCCAAAAUAGGUCUCCCUGGGCUAAAAUCAAGGUGUCAGCAGGGCCUCUGAGAGAGACAAUCCAUUUCCUGCCUCCAGCUUCUAGGAGCUGCCUGCAUUCGUUGGCUCCUGGCCCUGCAGCUCUCCAAUGUCUGUUCCUUCCCGGAAGCCAAAUGGCAAGCCAGGGUUUGACAAAACCAGGGGUCUUGAUUUCUUACUCUGUUCUUGUGCAAAUACAAAAUAGGAAUAAAGAUGUUUCCCUAACCAUGGGCAAUUGCCUACUUCUUUCCAUCCCCAAAGACUUUCCAAAAGCUUGUCCAUAGAAAAUAGAGACUAGAGACCCAGUCCCUGGCUCUCUGCAGGCGUGGGAGACAGCAGCCCUACUCUCCAUGAGGAGCCGACAAUCCCAGGAAGCAAAGAGGUUUGGCUUGGGGUCCCACAGACCAGAGUUUAAUUCUGGCCUCAUCGCUUAUGGUGAGUUUUCACUUCUCGAAGUCUCCAUUUUCUCAUCUGUAAAAUGGGGGUAUUAAUAAUAACGCCUGCCUCGUUAAGGAAGGACGUAGGCUCAUGCAGUUAAGCUCCUAGCACAGCGCCUGGCACUCGUGAGUGUGCAGUACAGUCGAGGGAGGCUGGAACCGGUGCUAUUUAUAGCACUUUGUGCAUUUAGUGCUCUCUCUGCAUUUCCCCCUCCCACUCAGAAGAGGGACUUCAAGCGAGCUUAAGACAGAAAGAACAGAGUCAAGAGAGGACUGCAACCCUGGGGAGAGACCCAAGAGAGAUUAUAGCAGUUGGGAUCAGCACACGACAGUUUAUGGAACCCUUUCGUGUUCUUGAUGGAAUGUGGCCCUGGGGGCAGGAGAUGGGUGACACUGCCGGUCCCUGAAGCAAACCUGCAUUCACCAGACCCUCGUACCCUCAUCUCACAGGGAGGAAGCAGGCUCAGAGAGGCCAGUAGCCCCGUGGGUGUGAUGGCUGGUCAGGCCACAGGGUGGUUGGCAAGAGCUCCAGGGACAGCCAGCCAAACCUCACUGGGACCUCCAUGACCUCCCGCUGCCCCUCCAGAACCUUACUCCCCCCAGACGCUGCACCUGCGUCCUCAGUCACUGCCGACGUCAUGGCAGUCACAUGGGAACUGCCACUUGGAACAGUUGGAGUUGAUCGUUUGUCUUUGGAAAGGUGCGUGCAACCCUCGGUCAUAGUUUGUGAGCAUCGUCUUUCUCCCUAAAGGAGGGACAAGAAACUGAAUGGGGGCAUCAGUGGAUCUACGGGCUCAUGAGGGGGAAUUUGAUCAGUCAGCCCCAAUGCAGAAGAUUUUUCUUGCAAACCAGGGGGGUUUCCGCUUCUCUGAUGAAGUGGGGUGCACAGAGCCUUCCCGAACCCCAAGGGGUAUUGAGGGGUUGGGCAGUUGAGGACUCCCUGCCAACUGCCCAACUUGUGGGACCAAGAGGCUCCCUACAACCCACCCCUGGGUGAUGGACAAGUGAGUCGUGGUAGAUGCAGAUUUCAGAAUCCUGCAGAUUGCUCAGGAAUCAGAAGCAAUGAACUGGAAGUAGGUUUAGCAACACAUGUAGGUCUUAAAAACAUGGUGCCGCGUAGAAGCAGAAGCAGAAGUUUAUAGCACUAUGCUAUUUAUGUAAAUGAACACACACGCAUUACAUAUUUUACUAAGAUUCAAGCACAUUUCAGGAUCUGUAUCAACCACAUGGAAGGUGCUGGGAGGGCAAGAAGCACAGGGCUUGGAACGCAGGAGAAAAACGAGUGCGGGAAGGCAGCCCGGCUCAGGCCCGCGGGGAGGGCGCUACGGAGCAGAGUGUGGUUCAGGCCCAGGUUCAAAAAGAAAAACGAGGCACCACACCGCUCUCACACUCUCUCCGCGGCCAUUGCCGACCUCAUGGCAGACACAGGGGAACUGCCACCUAGUUCGCCUCCUCUUGCACGUAUGAGGAGGCUCCACUGGGCUGCGUCAGGUAACUCAGAUCGUCUCCCCAACCGCAACUCCUUCUGUGACCUCCUUGCUGCCCUCUUGCCUUAUACUCUAGCAUGUUCAUGGGUCCCAGGGGUCGGGAUUAGGACAUGGCCAUCUGGGGGAACGUCGGGCAUCAUUCUGUCUACCACAUCCCCCCCAAUGGUGUCUGCCUGCACUGGCCACCUGGGGCUAGUGUGGACGCAGCUUCAGAAGGGAAGGGGGCAGGCACAGUAGGGCCCUGCCUCUGGGCCUGGCCACAACACCGCUAGCCCGGCCCCCCUGCCUUCGCUGGCCCAGCAGGGUCCACGCUGCCAGGUGGCAUCCCCACACACACACACACACUCAUCAGGUGAGUUUGGGUUCCCUGACACCAUCCCUGGGAGAUGCCCAUCCCUCCUCCGCCCUUGACUUGGCAGGUGUCCUCUCCUGUCCGUCAUCCCACAGCCUGGAGCUCUUCCUGGGACCUGAAGCUCACCACAGCGCCACCUCUCUGUAACCUCAGCAAAUGGCACCCUGGGAGUCCUGAUUCUCCUCUUGCCUUGUUCCCUCCCGCCACGCCCCUUCCCUGGGCGGGUUCUAUGGGCUCUACCUCCAAAGCCCUCCCAUCCUCGAGUGCCUGUGCUGGUGCAGGCCCUGGUCGCCUGUCCAGAACGGCUGCAGUAGCUUCCAGCGGGGCUCACCUUAUCGUGACCCACCAGGCCCUGCUCCCCCGGCCCUGCCGCCCUCCUAAACACACUCUUCUCCCACCUUCCCCGCUCACACACCCUGCCCAGCCACUCAGCCUUCUCUCGGGACUUUGACCGUCCAAGCCCACCAUGAAGCUCAGCCCCGUGUCCCCUCCUCCGAGAAGUCCUCCCUGACCCCUCCAGCUAACAUUGCGCCCUGCCCCACAAUAAUCAUUCCCCAUCUGUCACCUUGCUCUCUCUACAUCACUGCAGCCUGAAGUGAUUUGUGUACUCAUUUGGAGUCUGAGUGUUCAGUAACUAAUGAACAAAUGAAUGAAUGAAUGAAUGCAGCCUCAGGAUGUCUAGUCCCCACCAUCGCAGCCCCGUCCUCAAGUGGCUUCCUCUUCCCGAGCAUCUGUAGACUCAGGGGCAAAACCACUACAGCUCACCAUGCUCUAGAACUGACAGAACUAACACUGCAGAGAAAUAAAAAAUCCCAGAUUUCUUGUGAAGGUAUCGGGCUGGGUGAGAAGCAGCGUCGUUUUUCAGAAGCACAGACUUGGGGCCUGUGGUCUGUGAGCUCCAGGAUCUCGAGAUGCGGAGCCACCUCCCCCACGCUCAUCCGAGUGAGCAUGGGCAGAACCAGAGGCCGCGGAGAGAGGUGCCCGUUGUCCAUCCCGGCCUCGCGCUCGCCCCAGGGCACUCUGGCUUCUCGAGGAGGGUGCUCGCCGGGUUCAUCAUCGCUCUCCGAGUACGAGCAGCCUCUCCGUGCUCAAGAUCCUGCUGAGACAGGGCCCGCGAGCUAUGUGAAGGCCCAAAAUGACCCUGCUCCCGGGAGACAACUCGGACUACGACUACAGCGCGCUGAGCUGCGCGUCGGACGCGUCGCUGCACCCCGCCUUCCUGCCGGCGCGCGGGCCGCUCAAGGGCGCCUACUACCGGCGCGCGCGGCGGCUGCGGCCCCAGGACGGCCCGCGCCCGGGCGCGCCCGAGGACCGGCGGCGCCAGAUCAUCAUCAACGUGGGCGGCAGCAAGUACUCGCUGCCCUGGACCACGCUGGACGAGUUCCCGCUGACGCGGCUGGGCCAGCUCAGGGCCUGCACCAACUUCGACGACAUCCUCAACGUGUGCGAUGACUACGACGUGACCUGCAACGAGUUCUUCUUCGACCGCAGCCCCGGCGCCUUCGGCACCAUCCUGACGUUCCUGCGCGCCGGCAAGCUGCGGCUGCUGCGCGAGACGUGCGCGCUGUCCUUCCAGGAGGAGCUGCUCUACUGGGGCGUCGCCGAGGACCAGCUGGACGGCUGCUGCCGGCGCCGCUACCUGCAGAAGAUCGAGGAGUUCGCCGAGAUGGUGGCGCGCGAGGACGAGGAGGACGCGCUGGACAGCGACGGCCGCGACAGCGCCGGCCCGGCCGAGGGCGAGGGCCGCCUGGGCCGCUGCAUGCGGAGGCUGCGCGACAUGGUGGAGAGGCCGCACUCGGGGCUGCCCGGCAAGGUGUUCGCCUGCCUGUCGGUGCUCUUCGUCACCGUCACCGCCGUGAACCUGUCCGUCAGCACGCUGCCCAGCCUGAGGGAGGAGGAGGAGCAGGGCCAGUGCUCCCAGAUGUGCCACAACGUCUUCAUCGUGGAGUCGGUGUGCGUGGGCUGGUUCUCCCUGGAGUUCCUCCUGCGGCUCAUCCAGGCGCCCAGCAAGUUCGCCUUCCUGCGCAGCCCGCUCACGCUCAUCGACCUGGUGGCCAUCCUGCCCUACUACAUCACCCUGCUGGUGGACGGCGCCGCCGCGGGCCGCCGGAAGCCGGGCGCGGGCAACAGCUACCUGGACAAGGUGGGGCUGGUGCUGCGCGUGCUGCGGGCGCUGCGCAUCCUGUAUGUGAUGCGCCUGGCCCGCCACUCGCUGGGGCUGCAGACGCUGGGGCUCACGGCCCGCCGCUGCACCCGCGAGUUCGGGCUCCUGCUGCUCUUCCUCUGCGUGGCCAUCGCCCUCUUCGCGCCCCUCCUCUAUGUCAUCGAGAACGAGAUGGCCGACAGCCCCGAGUUCACCAGCAUCCCCGCCUGCUACUGGUGGGCCGUCAUCACCAUGACGACCGUGGGCUACGGGGACAUGGUCCCCAGGAGCACCCCGGGCCAGGUGGUGGCCCUGAGCAGCAUCCUGAGCGGCAUCCUGCUGAUGGCCUUCCCCGUGACCUCCAUCUUCCACACCUUCUCCCGCUCCUACCUGGAGCUGAAGCAGGAGCAGGAGAGGGCCAUGUUCCGCAGGGCCCAGUUCCUCAUCAAGGCCAAGUCGCAGCUCAGCGGCAUGUCCCAGGACAGUGACAUCUUGUUCGGAAGUGCCUCCUCGGACACCAGAGACAACAACUGACACCAGAGGCCACCCCCGCCCUGUGUGCCAUCCACUGCAGAAGCCCCCGCAGGGACAUGCCGCGUCUGAGGCCGGCCCUGGCGUGGGACUGACUCAAACCACGCCCCAGGAGGGACACCCGAAACCUCAGCGCGGCAGGCCCCGCCCUGCCAGGACCAGAAGGGAAACAGCUGGGUCAGGAGCCCCGGCCCGGCCCGGCCCGCCGAUGUCUGUUUCCCUCAACAAGGAGGCGGCUUGUUCUUCCCACCGUGUAAAUAGUGAGCCCAGGAAAAACUCGCUUUGUGGGUCUGCCUGGAGGGAAAGUACGAACAGCAGCAGCCACGCUGUCGUUCCUGUGGAUGGUGGCUAAGGAAAGGAAACUGAGGACAGGGACAGAGAGUGCCCUCCCGGGGCUCUCACACAAGACAGCUGUGUCUCCCGGCACAGCGGCCGGCGUGGGCACUGGACGUGAAGGGCCGGUGCCCUGGGCUGGUCCGGCCCGGCGGGCCCGAGUGGGGCCGGAGGGAAAGGGAGAGCAGAGACCCAACCGCAAAUGCCCAGUAAAGGCCACGU
This is a messenger RNA of Microcebus murinus (gray mouse lemur), 7675 nucleotides long. Lineage: Eukaryota; Metazoa; Chordata; Mammalia; Primates; Cheirogaleidae. The record is from RefSeq and is a predicted model, not a curated record.